GAAGAAAUCAAUGCGUCAAAAGCCCAACAACGCCUCCCUACUGUGAUCUUCCUGACAAUUUUAAUGAUUAUUGGAGUUAUUGGAAACACAUUGGUCAUCGUUGUGUAUUCCCUAUUAAAAGAUGAAAAAUCUGACAAUGGUGGUUUCAAAUACUUCUACACAACUUUUCCAGAGUUUAGAAGAAGUCAAUGCGUCAAAAGCCGAACAACGCCUUUCCACUGUUAUCUUCCUGACGGUUUUAAUUAUCAUUGGAGUAAUUGGAAACACGGUGGUCAUUAUUGUGUAUUCGCUUAAGUACCCACCGUCAACAUUUCGACUGUACAUCCUGACUCUAGCGGACAUUGACCUUCUCUCCUGUAUUUUCGCCAUGCCUGUGGAGAUAGUGGACAACGCCUACCCAGUUAUGUUUUAUAGUGAAGCCCUAUGCAAAUGUGGUCGUUUCUUUGGCAAUGUUUUUAAGAUAGGAUCAGCUUUUGUUCUUGUUCUGAUUGCUGCCAGCAGGUACAAAAAGAUUUGUCGCCCGUUUUCAACCGCCACCACCUUACUUCAAGCUCGUCUUUAUUGUGGAGCGACGAUUCUUCUUGCCAUCGCACUUUCUUGGCCAAAUGCAUUCGUCCAAGGACUUAAACACGUACAUCUUCCAGGAAAUAUCACUGGAUUUGAUUGCUCUCUUGAUGACGACAUUGUGAAUACUCAAUAUCCUUUUAUUUAUUUCACAAUUAUUUUUGCUGUAAAUGUCAUAGUGUUUCUGCUGCUCGCUGUUUUAUAUACCUUCGUUAUUUUAUCACUUCGGAAACACACCAAAAACCUAACGACUAAGAAUCUGAAUGAAAAACUGAACAAUUCAAAUCCCAGAAUCACAAAACUUAUGAUUGCAAUCACAGUUGCGUUUAUCUUGUCCUAUCUACCGAACUGCAUUUUGGAUGCCACUUCCACGUUCAAUAGAGGCCUUGCUUUGCCACCAAGCCCAGUUGUAUUGGCAACUCUACCGCUUUUGGCAAGAGCAUUUUUUAUUAACAAUGUCAUCAAUCCUUUUAUAUACUUAGUUGGGGAGUCAAAAUUCCGAAAAAUUGUUUACCAGUCAUUGAGAUGGUUGUAUUAUACCAUCUGUUGUCCAAAAGAGAAGCAAAAUAAAAGCUUUGCCAUCACUGAUUAAUUCUGAUCACCAAAUUUACAAGUUUUUUUCAUGUGCCAGAAUAAGUUUCAUUUCAGAAGUGCUGAGCUAUCAAGUAUUCAUAGACAAUGUCAUUGUCAACGUCUCAAAACGCUACCAUUUCUAUCCAUUUAUAAUUAUGCAUAUU
Saccostrea cuccullata (small rock oyster) is the source of this 1301-nucleotide messenger RNA. RefSeq names its product rhodopsin, GQ-coupled-like. Gene Ontology annotation, molecular function: G protein-coupled receptor activity. Bases 122 to 1156 code for a protein of 344 amino acids. The transcript has 2 exons. Gene Ontology annotation, biological process: G protein-coupled receptor signaling pathway. Gene Ontology annotation, cellular component: membrane. The record is from RefSeq and is a predicted model, not a curated record. Lineage: Eukaryota; Metazoa; Mollusca; Bivalvia; Ostreida; Ostreidae.